Strongylus vulgaris is the source of this 207-nucleotide messenger RNA. The record is from the annotation of a GenBank genome assembly. Lineage: Eukaryota; Metazoa; Nematoda; Chromadorea; Rhabditida; Strongylidae.
CCUGAGUCCGCGAUUGCCUGUGGUGAAAGCUUGGUAGGCCCUGGCAAGGCUGCUAAGUUUGGAGAUUCAUUUGCUUAUACAGCAUGUAACGGGAAAGGAAGCCAUGCAGACUGGGUCACAUCUGCGUCGGAUAUCACCAAGACCAGUGUCAGAUUGCACAGGAUUGCCAUGGAUUUCGCAGAAGGAAACAUCAACGACUCGCCAUAG